Messenger RNA from Arabidopsis arenosa, 2696 nucleotides. The record is from the annotation of a GenBank genome assembly. NCBI's taxonomy places the organism in Eukaryota, Viridiplantae, Streptophyta, Magnoliopsida, Brassicales, Brassicaceae.
GAGGUCAGCGAAUCCGGCGACGAAUAUCCGCCACUAAUAACUCUAGCUCAGGUAAGGAUUUGUGUCCAUGGCAGCUUUGCAAACGCCUCGGGAAUGGAUCGGUAUCCAGCAGUUCCCACCUGCUACUCAAUCUAAAUUGCUCGAGAUCCUUGGGAAGUUUAAAGAAGAGGAUGUGAGCUCGCUAACGGUCCUUGUAAUGGGGAAAGGCGGUGUCGGAAAGUCAUCAACUGUGAAUUCAGUUAUAGGAGAGAAAGCUGCUGCAGUUAGUACUUUCCAGUCUGAAGGACUGAGGCCUACCUUGGUCUCCCGCUCUAGAUCGGGAUUUACAUUGAAUAUCAUUGACACUCCUGGUCUUAUUGAGGGAGGAUAUGUGAAUGAUCAAGCCAUCAACAUUAUAAAACGAUUCCUCCUCAACAUGACUAUAGAUGUGCUACUAUAUGUAGACCGUUUGGAUGUAUAUCGGGUGGAUGACCUUGAUAGGCAAGUUGUCAGUGCUAUAACCGAUGCAUUUGGAAAAGAGAUAUGGAAAAAGUCUGCUCUUGUUCUCACACAUGCUCAGUUCUCUCCGCCAGACGGGUUAAAUUAUAAUAGCUUUGUCUCCAGAAGAUCUGAUGCUCUUUUAAAAGUUAUCCGUACAGGCGCCCAACUGAAGAAACAGGAUUUGCAGGGUUCAUCUACACCCAUCAUUCUUGUUGAGAACAGUGGAAGAUGUCAUAAGAAUGACAGCGAUGAAAAGAUUCUUCCAGACGGGACUAGUUGGAUUCCCAAUCUGCUCAACACAAUCACAGAGAUCUCUUUUAAUGGCAACAAGGCGAUUCACGUUGACAAAAAACUGGUGGAAGGGCCAAACCCAAAUCAAAGAGGAAAGAGACUGAUUCCUUUGAUCUUUGCAUUCCAAUACUUGUUGGUGAUGAAGCCAUUGGUUCGAGCAAUCAAGUCCGAUGUUACUAGAGAGAGUAAACCGGCGUGGGAGCUGCGGGACUCCGGUUUAGCAAGUCGAAGAUUUUACUGUCGCAAAGUUUUCUUAUCUUCUUUAACCUCUCGGUGCGAUUGUGUAGUCAAACCAGAUCAAAUGUCGGCAUCAACGGUGUCGAUCACCGCUAAUACGGCGGCGGCGACUAGACGGACGCCGAUUCUUGCCGGAGAGAAAAAAUCAAACUUUGAUUACCCGCAAAGCGAAUCGCUUGCGAACGGUGGUGGUGCUGGGGAAGCCGGUGGUACGAGCAGAGAUCUGAGCCGCGGUGAGGCUAUCGUUGAUCGAUCUCACGGUCAAGAUUUGGGUCCUGUGACGAGGAGGUCUGGUUCCGCUGCGACGGGGACUAAUACCACCAACACGCAGCGCCGGACGCGGAAGGUUGCGACUCCUAAGCCUGAGAAAGCGCGGUGGAAGACAGUGGUGAGGAUAUUUGCAAAGCAGCUUGGGGCACUUCUGAUCAUUGUUGGGUUAAUUCAAUUGACGAGGAAGAUGAUUCUGAAGGCUUCUUCUCCGUCCUCUCCGAUUUCUUCUUAUGAAACGGGGAUGGCGUUUUCUGGAUUAGAAAGUCGAAUUGCGGAAGUUGAUGGUCUUGUUAAGGCCACGACGAGUACUAUGCAGGUUCAAGUUGAAUUACUUGAUAAGAAGAUGGAGAGGGAAGCAAAAGCUCUGAGGCAAGAAAUCGAGAGGAAAGCUUCUGCAUUUCAGAGUGAGUUGAAGAAGAUAGAAUCUAGAACUGAGUCACUAGAGAAGUCAGUAGAUGAAGUAAAUGCUAAACCUUGGGUGACGAAAGAUGAGUUAGAGAGGAUUUAUGAGGAACUGAAGAAGGGUAAUGUGGAUGAUUCUGCUUUUAGUGAGAUUAGCAUUGAUGAGUUGAGGGCUUAUGCUCGUGACAUUAUGGAGAAAGAGAUUGAGAAACAUGCUGCAGAUGGCCUUGGCCGAGUUGAUUAUGCAUUGGCUUCUGGUGGUGCUUUUGUGAUGCAGCAUUCAGAUCCUUAUCUUGUUGGAAAAGGGAGUAGCUGGUUUGCGACUACCAUGCGACGCGCUCAUACCAAUGCGGUGAAGAUGUUAUCUCCGAGUUUUGGGGAGCCUGGACAGUGUUUUCCUCUGAAAGGUAGCGAUGGUUAUGUGCAAAUCAGGCUGAGAGGACCAAUCAUACCAGAGGCUUUCACAUUGGAGCAUGUAGCUAAGAGUGUAGCUUACGACAGAUCGAGUGCUCCAAAAGAUUGCCGUGUAUCAGGAUGGCUGCAAGGACAAGGAAAAGGACUGGAAUCCUCAGCGGAGAAUGAGAACAUGCAACUUCUAACAGAGUUCACUUACGACCUAGAUAGGUCGAACGCACAAACAUUCAACAUCUUAGACUCAUCAAACUCUGGUCCAAUCGAUACUGUCAGGCUAGACUUCACCUCCAACCAUGGAAGCGACUCGCACACUUGCAUCUACCGGUUCAGGGUUCACGGGCGUGCAUCAGACCCGGUCCCUGUUGUGGAAACGAGUCUUGAUCAGGACUCUUCACCUGGAAGUGAAUAAACCUCUUCUGUAUUGUAACAUUCCUUCAUCCACAUCUCUUUUGUUGCUUGUUUUUUUUUUGGAAAGAAAAAGAAAGCAUCAGAUUCUGUGAUUAGACUAGUAGAGAGUUGUUUGAUUUGAUUCGUCUUCUUUGUGUUACCUUUUGGUUUAUUUGGUUGCAGAAUACAUAAAUCAAGAAAUCCAAAUGAUUUUG